AUGGGAAUAAGACCUGUAUCAAACACGGGUAAUACAUUUAAUGGUUUAAUAACAGAAUUUCCAGGACUUGGAGUUGAUAGGUUUAAUACUAAAGCCAAGGUAUAUCUUCUCACGCAUUGUCAUAGUGACCACUUAUGCGGUCUAAGUAACAAGUCAUUUGAUAGCAGAUUGUACUGUUCUGAGACAACCAAAAAAUUGUUAACAUUGGAUCCAUCUUUCCGACAUGUGUUACCUUUUAUGAUAACCCUUGAAAUGAAUGUUCCUUUCACACUUACAUUGAACGGUGAAGAUCUAAAUUUAACUUUAAUACCUGCUUAUCAUUGUCCUGGUGCUGCUAUGUUCCUUAUUGAAGGCGCCGAUAAGAAUGUACUUUAUACUGGGGAUAUAAGAGCUGAGCAUUGGUGGGUAGAAUCGCUUUUCAAAGACCCGAGUCUUUUCCCUUAUACUUCUGGAUUAAAAGUUUUAGAUAACAUCUAUUUGGACACCACCUUUAUUUACAGAGGAGAGCCGUUUAUAGAAAUUCCACUGAACAGUGAGGGUAUUUCAAUCGUUACCCUGUUGCUAAAAUCAUAUCCCAGAGACGAUCCUGAUAUACAAUUCUACUUUGUUGAUAGUACAUCUGGAUUUGAAGAAGCCUGGGCGCAGAUAUCAAAUUGUCUACAGGGUACUUUACAUACAAGCGAAGAAAACAGACUGAGAAUAAAAUUGCUUAAUUCCAAUCAACUAUAUCCGCAUUACGGUCUCAUACUUAAUGAUUUGAUUAAUAAGGCAGAAUCAAAUAAUUGCAACAUGAAGUUCCAUGCAUGCGGUAAAUAUUUAGGUUCAUGCAAGCAAGAUUCUCCUAAAUUUCCAAUAAAAAUAAAGCAAUGCAUUGAUUUUAAUAUUUUGGAUUUUGCAGGUGUCUUUUGUCCAAUUCUUCUAAGUAGCCUUUCAUUUUCUGAACUUAACAAGGAAUUAAAAACUUUAGGGAAAACUGCAAAAGGAAACAUCAUUUAUGAGUUUCGUGGAAGGAGAUGGCUCUGUAGAAAAGAGGGAAAUGAACUCUUGCCUGCUGAUAUUAAGUUAAUAUUUUCCAGACAUUCUUCGUAUACAGAAUGUAGGAAUUUCGUUUCUAAAUUUAAAUUUAGAGAUAUUUAUCCUUGUACUGAAUCGGAAAACACCUGGUUAAGAGGAAUGACAAUGUCACGCUUGUUUGGCGAUUUGGUUUAUAAUACAUCUCAGAGUGAUAUUCCCUUACUUUCCUAUGACCGGACCAAAUCACUAGAGUAUGGAUUUUUAAAUUCUAUACUAUCGAAUAGGCCUGUUAAAAUUAUUAACAGGUGGAAAAUCUCUCAGUGCAUCGAUGAAGUAAGAUUAGUUAAACGUUAUCUAGCGAGAAUUAAAGGUAACUCCUUUGAAAUUCGAAAUCCGAAUUCUAAUCAUUUUAAUUUUGAAGGUCAAAAAUUUAUUUCGAAGCUAGAUUUUUCCGAAUACACGGAAGAUGAAAAGCAAUUUUGCAAGGAAAGACACAAUGACAUGGAUUUACAAAAAAUUAUUAUAGGUAGGGGAGAUGCAUGGUUUAGGAAGAUAAUAGAAGAUCUGCAAAUGCUAUAUUAUAGAUAUCAUAAUGACAUUGAGGGGGGUGUGCGAAGUGUUCUAAGAAACGAGUCCGGUAGUGAUGUACAAUUUAAUGAAGGGAUGAAACUUGGUGGUAUUGAUAGAUAUAAUUAUGGGAAUGGGAGCAUUCUGGAUGAAUCAGCAAGCGACUAUUAUGAUAGUGAAAAUGAUUCUCACCGGAAUAAAGAAGAUACUUCUUCGAAAUCUGGAAUUAAGACCAAUGAAAUAAUUCAGGGGAACCUGACAGUAGAAGUAGGUAAAGGGGAUGAAUUGACAGAUAUUGAAGAUGAUGAAUCUGAUAGCGGUGUUACUAAGGAUCGAUCAAUUGAAGAAAAGAAGUUUGAAUGGGAAUUACAAAGCAAGAGAGUUCCUAUAAGAGUCAAUAAACACAAGACAUCCUAUAAUCAAACUAAAUUUGGAAGGCCAUGUUUAAAACGAAUAAAUAAGAACAGUGAUAAAAAAAUUUACAAAUCUAAAAUUUCAUUCAUUGAGUCUACCUUUAGCUCUUUUGAAAUAAGUUUCAAAAGGAAGAUUAUUGAAACUGAAGACGAUCACUCAGUCUCAAUAAAGGUAAAGAAACCUUCGCUGGUGAUAUUGGCAAAUCGGCAACUAAGUGCCAGUAAAAUUUACUUCAAAUCUUGUGCCAAUGUGAACUCUGAAAUGGUACAGAGUGUAUCAAACAACUUACAUGAUGACCCAGCAAACUGGUUUAGCUUGAAAUUAAAAUCCGUGGAUAUGCAGCUCAAUCAAGCUAAAAGUUUCACAUAA
Messenger RNA from Debaryomyces fabryi, 2364 nucleotides. RefSeq names its product Pso2p (gene PSO2). Gene Ontology annotation, biological process: double-strand break repair via nonhomologous end joining; interstrand cross-link repair; protection from non-homologous end joining at telomere. The coding region runs from base 1 to 2364 and encodes 787 amino acids. Gene Ontology annotation, molecular function: damaged DNA binding; 5'-3' DNA exonuclease activity. NCBI's taxonomy places the organism in Eukaryota, Fungi, Ascomycota, Pichiomycetes, Serinales, Debaryomycetaceae. The transcript has a single exon. The record is from RefSeq and is a predicted model, not a curated record.